Messenger RNA from Cephus cinctus (wheat stem sawfly), 2355 nucleotides. RefSeq lists its product as uncharacterized. Gene Ontology annotation, biological process: sensory perception of taste. The record is from RefSeq and is a predicted model, not a curated record. Gene Ontology annotation, cellular component: dendrite; axon; membrane. Bases 1 to 1140 code for a protein of 379 amino acids. NCBI's taxonomy places the organism in Eukaryota, Metazoa, Arthropoda, Insecta, Hymenoptera, Cephidae. The transcript has 5 exons.
AUGAUCUCAGUAGCUCGGCAAAUAAUCAUGAGUAUCCUUCGACCUUUGAACGUACGUGAAGAGAGUUACAUAAUAUUUUUACUAAAAGGAGUGUUGGGUCUCCGUCCUGUGGGAUAUUUCAAGAAAAUUCCUGGAUUUUUGUAUAUCUUCAUUUUAAUUACGGCUUACGUCGUCUUGUUUGUAUAUGUCGCAGAAUACGCUGAGAAUUUUUUUGAAAAUUUUUCAGUUUACUCAGUGUCCUCGAAAUUUCGAAAUUUCGAUACCAACUUCAACCUCAUUUUCGUACCGAUAGUCAUUAUUAUUGGCGUCACCAUGGCUCGCAGAAUUGAUCGUAUUUUCGACGAGAUCAUCAAAGUUGAUCAACAAUUCUCAUAUCUCAAUGGUCACUUUGAUUAUUUUGGAAAUUUUCGACGAGAAGUUAUUCACGUAACGACUCUGUUAUUUAUAACAAGCAUUAUCAGCGCCGCCGACUAUCACGGAUUGAGAAAUGCCAAUGUCAGCCGCACGUUCGUUUUACUGUGGAUCGUUAAUUUCGUCCCUAGAAUCGUCGACGCCAUUGUUUCGUCCGCUUUUGUUACUCUGCUGGCGAAAAUUCGCGACAGAUUCGCAAAAUUAAAUGAUCUCAUUUACAUGCCGGGGGAGAAUGCCAAAGUCGGAGCCGUUUCACGCCUCGAUGUUGCUUCCAGGGCUCUUCAAUUUCGAAGAUUACACAGCGACCUGAAUGCCAUCUCACGUGACAUAAAUGACACUUAUCGAUUUCAAUUAUUAAUAAGCAUAAUGGUAAUACUCAUGCGCACAUGUGGACAUUUAAAUAUCAUCACGAAAAAUUAUAACGACGUCAAUCAUCUGGUGGAUAUUAUUUUGUCAAUAAUUUGGUCAAUUUUCGAAAUUGGAUUAUUGAUAUACAUAACAAGCGCUUGUCACAACGUGAAAAAGGAAUCCGAACUGAUACGUGACUUGUUGACGCACCGCCACGAAUUUCGAGAGAUUCAAUCAUCACAUCCAAUAAUGACAAAUGACAAUGUCAAGUUUUACCUCUUUCACAUGUUCGUAAUCGAUUAUCCAUUUUUUGGGGUGGUAAUCAUGGGGCUACUGGGAUAUAUUUUUAUUCUCUCACAAACGUCAUCGAGCGACAGCUGAAUCAAAUGAUAUUUUCCAUGAUGAUCUCGACCGAGGUUAUUGAUAAUUAAUUAUUGGAUAAUUUACCGAUUGCGCAAUAUCUACCUAAUUAAGAUAUUUUUAUUGAACAAUUUUAAUCCGAAUCACAACUAAAUUUAUAAUAGGUACAAUAUAAUCGUUAUCUUGAUCAAAAUGAUAAAAAAAUUACUGUAAUACUAUACACUUACUACCAUAACCUGUGACCCUUGACCUUCUUUGCCAUAAAAGGAUAAAGAUGUUACGGAUACUCGACUAAUCGAAGGACCAAUUACGAAAGAUAAAAUUGACUCCCCGUGAGAAAAAAAUAGAUUAAGCAAUCACGAAAGUGGCAUCUUGCAGUUUUUCAGCACUUUCGCCUCGAAUAACGAAAAAAAGAAGAUGUUCUUCACCUCAAGUACAUAAAGGUUAAGUGCACAUAAUGAUAGCCCUAUAUUUGGUUAUAUGCAAGAAGACAUCAGAAAUUGCGAAUGAAUCGGACAUUAAAUUCUGUCGAAUAUGCAGUAUCGGAUGAUAAAAAUACAUUUUAAUAAUCGCUUGGGAACAAUAAAGAAAGUGAUGGGCGUACCUGAUCAGACUAUUUUAUCCGACUGUUCGAUUCCGACAUCAGACGGCUAGAUGGGAGGUUAAGAAAAAUGCUUCGACGAUCAAUAUGAAAAUUCAGAUACGUUAAAUCGAACAAUUCACGUCCGUCCGUAACUCCAGUGAAAUACUUAGGUCAGAGCGGGAAUCCGUCUGCUAAAUAAAAAGAAUCUAGAUAGAAAGGCAGCUCCUCUGUCGAUGAAUACCCGUCAAAGAAAAGAGCAGCGCGCGAGCGAAGCUCGACCUGGCGGGCAAGAGGUAUAAAUAGAAGUAAUAGAGAAGGACAAAGAAGAAGGCAGUAGACGUAGAAAAGGCAGAGUGACGGAAUAGUGAUGUCUGCUUUCUGAGUUCUUUCUAGGAUCUCAGCUGGUAUUAAUGUUACGUGAACGUGACGUUGUAGAUCGGUAUUUAUACAUAGGUGCAUACGUGUUAAUGGUAGACAUUCUCCAUUCGAACGAAAUGUGAAAUUGGAGAAGCGCCAGAGGCUCCUGAUACGUGGAAUAUGACUCAAGGCGUUUUAUGGUUAUGAUACUAUUCACUGGUUGCUGAUAGAUAUUCCUAUGAUUGCGUAAGAUUUUGUAAUAAUUCGCAUUAUAACUGUGAUGUAGUCCUUUAGUC